This is a messenger RNA of Wyeomyia smithii (pitcher-plant mosquito), 3063 nucleotides long. RefSeq lists its product as uncharacterized. The record is from RefSeq and is a predicted model, not a curated record. The transcript is spliced from 2 exons. Bases 1709 to 3049 code for a protein of 446 amino acids. NCBI's taxonomy places the organism in Eukaryota, Metazoa, Arthropoda, Insecta, Diptera, Culicidae.
UGGAAUUAAUAAGCUCUACGAUCGCUGGGAGCACUUCGUGGUAAACUUUCGUGACUAUGUUCAAAUCAGUAACGUGAAAGAUGAUCAUUCAUUGUAUUUGAUCGCCUUGUUAGACAAACCUUCUAUCUCCCAGGAUACGCGUGAUUACAUCUUAUGUACUAUUUUUCAUGCAGUCAUCAAACCUUCAAGAACAUCAUCUAGAAAGCUACCAACGAUUAUGCAAGCACAACUCGACGUCUGCUACAUUUUCGAAUCUGAUAAGGAGUUCAAGGAAAACUUGAGUGAUGCUGAUUACGUGCUGAUUACGAAUCAAAAGCCAUAUCACUACCUCCAAGAAUUUGUGCAGUAGGUAGACCACAGGAAUUGGAAUCGUUUUAUGUCGUCACACAGAAACUGCAAUAUAAGCUUCCAACAUUCUUACGUUGCUUGGACUUGGUUGUAAAGCUUACAUUUGCUCUUAAUUUCAACUUUCCCGAGAGCUGUGAAUUGUUCUGGUGUUUUAUCAGUCGGCAUUUCUACGGCAUCGAUUACACAAGGAAAUCAAAAAAUUCUCAACUGCUACAACUUACGGCCUUUUUAAGAGCGCGUGAAACAUGAAUUGUUUCCUCUGCGAUAAUGUUUCAGCUACUUUCGAUCAGUACAUUCAUCACGUUACUGUAAUACAUGGAACACCGACAAUAUUCAAAUAUCUAUGCGUGAGUUGUGAGCCUAGAAUGUUUUUUUCAAAUCGCUAUCGAUUCAAACGACAUAUUAUCACUAAACAUGCGUAUAUGUUUGUGACUUCAAUGGAACAUGAUGAUUCGAGCCAAACCAAUUUUCAUGAAGAACUUUUUGUAGAAGAGAAUAAUAACAUUGAAAGCACAUUCGACGAACGAACGCAUAGCAGAGAAUAUGUAGAAGAUGAAACAAGUGGUAGGGAAAAUGUAGAAGAAGAAACAUGGAGUAGAGCUAAAGUAGAAGGAGAAAUACUGAAGUUACGUAACAACCUAAGGAAUCUUUCUUUAAUUUUACUUUAAAUUUAUACAGUAAGAAAAAUUUUACGCGCAAAGACGUCGUCAAUUUACAAAAUAGCAUAACACAGGAUAUAAUUAACCCUAUUUGUGAUGUAAUUAAAACAGUAGCCUGUCCCCAAGCGGCUGAAAAAUAUGAAGAAUUAUUUAAUGAUAUUAGGAACCCUUUUCAGUUCAUCGACACAGAGCAGAAAUUUAAAAGUAAUCUUCAUACACUUAACCUAACAGAUGAACUCCACGUAGUUAGUUAUGAAUAUCAAAACUCUAACCGUAUAUCUAAAAGUUGCCUUAUGCCGAUUAAACAUCAAAUAGCAUCAUUUUUUGAAAGUGACAAUGUGUACGAUGAAACAACUAAAAAUAUGCAAAAUUUAGAAAAAAAUGAAAACAUUAACAACGUUGUUAAUGGGAGUUUGUGAAAAUCAGUCAAAGAGGAAUUCAAAGGGCGAACUGUAAUACCCUAUUUUCUUUUUUCGGACGAGGUCGAAUUGAAUGACGCAAUUGGUGCGCACUCUGGAACACACAAAGUUUGUGGAAUAUAUUAUUCGUUUCCAACAAUUCCAUCGUUCUACAUAUCGAGGCUAAGGAAUAUUUUUGCAGCAGGUUUCAUCAAAGCAUCUGAUUUAAGUCAUCUUGGUCCAGCCAAGCCUUUAGAGGAAUUAGUGUCAAUUCUAGUAGAUAUAGAACAAAACGGGUUACUUAUGAACAUAAAAGGGGUCGAGCGAAAAGUUUACUUUGUACUGUUAGGACUCCUAAGUGAUAACUUGAGCAUAAAUACUUUUAUGGGCUAUGCAACCUCAUUUAGCUCUAUGUAUUACUGCCGAUUUUGUAAGCUGGACAAAAAAGCAGCGCAAACUCAAAUUCAACUGCAUCGGGAAUUAAAUCGAACAAAAAGUAACUACGAAGAAGAUUUAAAUAAACCUUUUAAAGAAACAGGAAUCAAAGAAAAUUCUGAAUCUAAUAGACUAAAAUAUUACCAUGCUGAAGAAUCGUGUGUGGUUGACGUUAUGCACGAUUUAUUCUCGCAUGGUAUCUGCGCCUACGAUUUCGCCGCAGUUUUAAACUACAUGAUAAAAACAUUGAAAAUUUCCUUACAUACCAUAAACUAUCGCAUAAAAAAGUUUAAAUAUGGUGAAAGUGAGAAACAACAUUCGUUAAAAAAAAAUAAAAAAAAUCACAUAAGAACAGCUUCUUUCAAAAUGACUGCUAAAGACAUGUUGCGAUUUGUAAGAUAUUUUCCAUUAAUUUUUGGAGAUCUAGUGCCGCAAAAUAACGAAGUUUGGAAUUUCGUGUUAUCAUUGGUCGAAUUAGUUGAUUUAGUUAUGCUUCCUAGUUUCAACGAACAUCUAUUGAAGAUACUAGAAGAACAGAUUAUAUACCAUCACACAUUAUACACACAGUUAUUUAAUGAGAAGUUGAAGCCAAAAUAUCAUAUACUACUCCACUAUGUACAAACCAUCAGAAAACUAGGCCCACCUCGUUAUACAUGGAGUUUCCGCUUCGAAGCAUUUCACCAGAUAUUCAAAAAGUAUUGCAGAAACAUCACCUCUAGACGAAAUAUUUGUUUAACACUGUGUACAAAGGCUAGUCUAAUUUUCUCCAAUAACCUAAACAAUGCUAAUUUUUUUGGAAUCGACCUUACAUAUAAGAAUGCAGUCACAGUCAAACUUAUAAACAUGCCGUACUUUGCACUCCUAGAUAUUGACAGUAAUAUUCAUUUACAUAAUUUUCAAGCUUCUAAUAAUGUGUCAUACAAAGGCGUUGAAUACAAAAUAGGAUAUUUUCUGUCAAAAUCGAGUCGUCGGUUGAGCAACAUAGAACUAUAUGAAAUAAGGGACAUCCUAAUCAAAAAUGAUGAUCUGUACUUUGUGUGUCGUAAAUGGCGAAUAUCAAACUACUCAGAACAUUAUGCUGCAUUCGAAGUUACAGGUCCAUGUGAUAUGUAUAAAAUUGCUGAGGUUAAUGAAUUCGAUGGGCCUCCGAUUCAUUUGUAUUCCAUAGAAAAUAAGCUAUACAUAAGACUGAAGAAAUAUUUCAUUUGAACCAAAUUUGUGAU